This is a messenger RNA of Paramecium sonneborni, 850 nucleotides long. The record is from the annotation of a GenBank genome assembly. NCBI's taxonomy places the organism in Eukaryota, Ciliophora, Oligohymenophorea, Peniculida, Parameciidae.
AUGGACGAUUCUCAGUUAGAUUUAGGAACAUUAGAAGAUAUAGACCCUAGUUUGGCAGGAGGAUAUAAAAUUUAAUUUAAUAAAGAAAUUAAUAUAGAAACAAGGUUAAGUUUUUAUAAUAGUUAUCUAUAGAAUAUAAAAUGCUAAUAAUGAUACUUAAGAGAUAGGAACACUUGAAUAAAUCAAAGUAAAAAUACUUGUUUAGGUAAAAUCUCAAAUUAUUGUUAGGGAGAUCUAUAAGCAUUUGAGAAUUUGAAAAUAGAAUUGACUAGUGAAACAGAUCUAUUCUUUAAUUACAUAACAAUGUAUUUUAUCUACUUAUUUUAAUUAGUGUUGAUAGAGAAAAUUAUUAAAAUAUAAAAGAAGCAUAAAAACUUACAAUAGAAUAUCCUUAAUUCUUACAAAUGUUAAUUAAAUUAUUAAAUUCAUCUCAUAAGGAACCUAACCAGUAUAAUUAAAUUAAAACUGUUUUAGCUUCUUUUGUGUAUUUUUUAUGCAAUAAGAUGGGUCUGCUAAAUUAGAUUUUAUAGAAAACUUAGAAUAUAAAUUUAUGGAGAUGUUAACUUUAGAAUUUCGUUCUGCAACUGAAGAAGUUAUAAGGCAAAAUGUUUCCUUUCGAUAUAAUUUAAUGAAAGCUAAACUAUAAUAUGUUUAAAAUAGGUAUAUUCUUUUUUAUUAUUCUAGAUUAAAUGAUAUAACAUCUCUUAUAAAAUUAAAAAACCCAUCACUUCUAGCUCAAAUUAAUAAAUUGUAAAUAAAUUCCAGUUUAAUUUAAAGUAAUCAAAAUCAAAAUACAAGCAAAUAUUUGGGUUAAUCUAAAAAAAAUAAUAACUCAUCAAAAUAUAUAUGA